This is a messenger RNA of Gadus morhua (Atlantic cod), 1907 nucleotides long. Its product is annotated as proton channel OTOP2. The transcript has 7 exons. NCBI's taxonomy places the organism in Eukaryota, Metazoa, Chordata, Actinopteri, Gadiformes, Gadidae. The record is from RefSeq and is a predicted model, not a curated record. Gene Ontology annotation, cellular component: membrane. Gene Ontology annotation, biological process: proton transmembrane transport. Gene Ontology annotation, molecular function: proton channel activity. Bases 91 to 1803 code for a protein of 570 amino acids.
CGCACCUGCAGGCCUGCGGACAGCCUGGGUCGAUGCCGUGUGCGGAACAACAUUAUUCACCCACCCACCCGAAAUAACAACUCUAUCCAAAUGACGACUUUAGCCCAAAUGGACGUGAGGAAUGUGACUCUAGAGAUGAUGCGGACGUGCACCAGACUUUUCUCUCGAAAGACCCGCCGGGAUGAACGGGUAUCGGAAUCCCAUCCGUCCAGCACUGAGACGGUCGAUCAGAUCGAUACCAUUCCCCCGGGGCCCGCUCCAACUCCCGGCCCGGCGGCAGUGGGAGCCGCCCCCGCAGCGGGGCACGGGGGCGGCUGGACGCUGUCUGUCAUCCUGUGCGUCAACAUCCUCAUCCUGGGCGCUGCUCUGAUCAGCUGCAGCGCCGUCAACGGCGCCGCCGUCACCCCCGUGCACCGGCAGAUCUUCCUCAUCGUCCUCCUCAGCCUGACCAUACUCUGGAUGCUGUUCUACACGAUCUUCACCAGGAGAGCUGUUUCGUCCAAGGACAGCCACGCAGGGCCUCUGUGGCUGAGAGUGGGUCUGGUGCUCUUCGGUCUGCUCAGCCUCAUCAUGGACAUGUUCAUGAUCGCCAACUACUCCGGCCGCCUGCACUGCGACUCUCCGGUGAAGGUGGCUUUCCCCUGCAUACAGGCUGUCUUCAUAUUCUUCCAGACGUACUUCUUGUGGAUCCACGCCAAAGACUGUGUGCAGCUGCACAAGGACCUCACUCGCUGCGGCCUCACGGUGACCCUCUCCUGCAACCUGGUUCUGUGGAUGUCGGCGGUGGUGGAGGAGUACAACCACCACACGGACGCCCCCGAGAACCUGACGGUGCGCAGCAUCCAACGAGCCAGCUUCGGCGACCACAAGUGCAAGUGCAGCUUCACCUCGUGCGGCGUCUUCAAGGAGGCGUACUACUACCUGUACCCCUUCAACAUCGAGUACAGCCUCUUCGCCUCCGCCAUGGCCUACGUCAUGUGGAAGAACGUGGGCCGGCUGGCCGAGGAGCACGCCCACCAGCGGCCCAAGUUCCGGGUGAAGGACGUGAGCGUGGGGCCCGUGGCGGGGAUCCUGCUGGUGCUGACCGGCCUGGCCACCUUCAUCGUGUACGAGAUGCAGGUGGUAGAGGAGGAGCAGAAGAACACGGCGCUGCUGAUCCACUUCAUCACCAACAUCGUCAUCGUGAGCCUGAUGUCCGUCUGCACGGCGGCGGGCUGCCUGCUCUUCUGCCUGGACCAGAGGCCCCACGUGAGGGAGGACAACCCCACCCGCGGGCUGGACGUGGGGCUGCUGGUGGGGGCCUCCAUGGGCCAGCUGGUCAUCAGCUACUUCAGCGUGGUGGCGCUGGCGGCCGAGGGCGCCGAGGGCCACGUCAACAGCCUGAACCUGGCCUGGGCCGUGCUGACGGUGGUGCAGCUGGGCAUGCAGAACCUCUUCGUCAUCGCGGGGCUCCACCGGGAGCCCUACCAGGAGAGCCGCGCCCCGGGAACGGGGGCCAACGGGACGGCCCUGAGCCCCGUCAGGAAGCGCCGGAAACGGAGCUUCUCCCUGGCAGCCUGCCGACACGGCAUCAACUGGAAGCGGCGCCUGCUGAAGGAGAUCUGUGUCUUUGUACUGCUGGCCAACAUCAUCCUCUGGAUCAUGCCUGCGUUCGGGGCGCGGCCCCAGUUCGACCAGACCGUCGAGAUCCAUUUCUACGGCUUCACCAUGUGGGCAGCCAUUGUGAACAUCGGACUGCCCUUUGGGAUCUUCUACCGCAUGCACUCGGUGGCCAGCCUGUUCGAGGUGUACCUCAUCGUUUGACUCAGGUGCGACUGUAAACGUUUUAACGGCUUGUAUGUCUUCUUUUUAAUGUCCCUUCUAUUGUAAAUAAGUUUGUGUAAAAUAAAUGAUCGGAGUUAAGUGUU